CGCUGGACCGGAUCCGCGCCGAGUUCCGGUCGGACACCGAGAGCCUUGCCCAGUCGGAGGCGGCGCUCAGCCUGCCCGACGACGGCGCCUUCGUCGACGGCGUCUCCAUGACACCCACCUACCAGCGGGGCAGCCAGAUCACGCUGGGGUUCAGUUUGGAGGAUCUACAGCAUGAGGUGCAGAUGACGCCGCUACGUCGCAUGUCCACCUCUGUCACCGGCUUCUUCCGCGGAAUCCCCGGCUGGUUCCGCCGCAACUACCAGCAGGAGUCCUAGGAGUCUCGGCUCCGUCGCUACUUCCACCACGAGUCCUAGGUGGACCUUCGAUUCUGAUACAAGUGACCUAAAGAGCAUUAGGCAGAGCAUUCUUACGGCGAAAUACGCGUCAGAAGACCAAGAGGAGUCGCUGUCGGAUUCAUUCUGACAAGCUCCCUCUAGAUCAUUGUUACGUUGAGCUUUUCGUGGCGCUUCUUGUGUGUUUCUUGUUUCUGUCUCUAAGCGUGGUAGACUUCAUAAUGUUUUUAAGUUUAGGGCUUGCGCAUUCGUCGUUUAUGCAUGU
Molecule: messenger RNA, 558 nt
Organism: Pollicipes pollicipes
Lineage: Eukaryota; Metazoa; Arthropoda; Thecostraca; Pollicipedomorpha; Pollicipedidae
Source: RefSeq, a predicted model, not a curated record